AUGCCUGACUUUGUGAAAGCCGGAUACUGGAUUUGCGGGUCUAGGUACUUCACCCGGUCGGUAAAAGAUUUGCCUUCCGAACUCUUCACACAUCUUUAUGCUGGCUUUGCCGAGGUCAACGCUAAUGAUGGCAGGGUCACCGUUCCUGAGAAAUACGAGGAUCAAUUCCGAAACUUCACCAACACCGUUCGAGAACGAUCCCAUGGAGUGAAAACUCUUUUAUCCAUCGGUGGUGAAGGCUCUCACAUAUCUACAGUGGUGGCAGAUCCAAAUAAGCGUCAAGCAUUCAUAAGGACCUCCAUAGAUCUAGCCAGUGAUUUCCAUUUCGAUGGCCUUGACCUCUGCUGGCUGUACCCUAAUUCCCCGACCGACAACCCUGAAAAUCUGAAGUUACUCCUGGAGGAGUGGCGCCGUACUGCCACGGAUUCGUUGCUGCUAACUGCAGCGGUGUAUCACCACCCGGUCAUUCCUCCCAGUCCCAUCCAGGAGGGCAACAAUGUUAAUUUCAAUUAUCCUUGUCAGGCUAUUUCAGAAAACUUGGAUUGGAUCAACGUACUGUCCAUUGACUUCUAUACUCCCUCCAAGUCACCGGGGGAGACUGGACCGGUUCAUGGGUGGCGUACUCGAUCUACAGAGCCAACCAAGUGCGGAAGUCAUGGCAUUGGAAGCUGGAUUAAUACUGAAAUUAUACAUGUGCAAAAACUCGUCCUCGGCCUUCCAUUUUAUGGCUAUAAAUGGAUUCUAGACAACCCGAAUAUCUGUGAAUCAAUCUUUGCACUGGCUCAUCCAGCAACUGAUACACACCCCAUAUCCUACAGAAAUAUCCCGCCAAGUCCCCGGAAACAUAAUAAAUACUAUGUUGCUAGCUACGUGCAGAACGAGGGGAGUUGGUAUGGCUUUGAUGAUGAAUGCGACAUCUCCACAAAGGUUAGAGAGGCAAUUGUUGGCCGUAAAUUGCGCGGUUACUCUGCAUGGAAUGUGAACGGCGACGACGAAAAAUGGACUCUUUCGAAUGCAGCCUACAAUGCGGCCAAUGCGGUUAACCCGUAA
Juglans regia (Persian walnut) is the source of this 1050-nucleotide messenger RNA. RefSeq names its product class V chitinase-like. The transcript is spliced from 2 exons. Gene Ontology annotation, cellular component: extracellular region. Gene Ontology annotation, molecular function: chitin binding; chitinase activity. Bases 1 to 1050 code for a protein of 349 amino acids. Gene Ontology annotation, biological process: chitin catabolic process; carbohydrate metabolic process. The record is from RefSeq and is a predicted model, not a curated record. NCBI's taxonomy places the organism in Eukaryota, Viridiplantae, Streptophyta, Magnoliopsida, Fagales, Juglandaceae.